Rhinichthys klamathensis goyatoka is the source of this 1837-nucleotide messenger RNA. RefSeq names its product solute carrier family 35 member A5 (gene slc35a5). Lineage: Eukaryota; Metazoa; Chordata; Actinopteri; Cypriniformes; Leuciscidae. Gene Ontology annotation, biological process: pyrimidine nucleotide-sugar transmembrane transport. The transcript has 7 exons. The coding region runs from base 1 to 1380 and encodes 459 amino acids. Gene Ontology annotation, cellular component: Golgi membrane. The record is from RefSeq and is a predicted model, not a curated record. Gene Ontology annotation, molecular function: pyrimidine nucleotide-sugar transmembrane transporter activity.
AUGCGCAAAGAUGCGGAAGUCGUGGGCAGGUUGUUUGUUGGAGUGAGAACAUAUGGGCAGCCUCAGCUCACGUUCUCCAUAAUGGCCCGGUCCUCUUCCUCCUCUUCUUCCUCUUCUUCAUGCUGCUGUCCCUGCUCGCGGCUGUGUUCUAGAUCUUCAGUCUACUCUUUGGCUCUGGGUCUGGGUUUUGUCACCUUGGGAACCAGUCGUAUCCUAUUACUAAAAUUCUCAGCCAAUGAAGAAAACAAAUAUGACUUUCUUCCUGCAUCUGUGAAUUUAAUGGCAGAGGCCAUCAAACUAGUAUUUUGUUUAGUGAUGUCAGUACGGGUGAUCAUUCAAGAGGGCCGCUCUUAUAAAGAUUUGGGAUGUUCAUCUGGUGCCUCUUUUCUCAGCUACCUGAAGUGGUCUGUUCCUGCAUUCCUCUACUUCCUUGACAACCUUAUAAUCUUCUAUGUGAUGACCUACCUGCAACCUGCUAUGGCAGUAAUGUUUUCCAACAUUGUUAUUUUUACAACAGCCCUUCUCUUCCGAGUCGUUCUGAAGAGGCGCUUGUCUUGGGUGCAGUGGGCAUCUGUGAUCAUUUUGUUUCUGUCCAUUGUGUCGUUGACCACUGGCAGUGGUGACCAGCAUGCCAUCGCCGUACAUGGCCUCCACCCAGCCCACAUUUCCACCCCUUCCAACAGCUGUCUGAAAUACGCCCAUCCCGAGGUAAAGCAUCAAAACCAUAAUGAAACGUACUGGACACGUGAGCUGUGGGACAGUCAGCUCAUCCACAAGCUGAACAGCUUCGGCCUGGGUUACGUCCUACUGCUGCUGCAGUGCUUCAUCUCUGCGCUGGCCAACAUCUACAAUGAGAAGAUCCUCAAAGAGGGGGAGCAGCUCGUGGAGAGCAUCUUCAUCCAGAACAGCAAGCUGUAUGUGUUCGGUUUGAUCUUCAACAGCCUCACGCUGCUCCUGCACUCUGACUUCCGUGAAUUGACGGUGCACUGCGGCCUCCUCUACGGCCACAACAUCUUCUCCAUCGCCCUGGUCUUCGUCACAGCCGCUCUAGGCCUGUCGGUGGCUUUCAUUCUCAAGUUCCGUGAUAACAUGUUCCACGUUCUGACGGGUCAGAUCACCACGGUCAUCGUCACUGCGCUCUCUCUCUUCCUAUUUGACUUUCGCCCAUCGAUGGAUUUCUUCCUGCAGGCGCCUAUAGUACUGCUAGCCAUCUUUAUCUACCACAGCAGCAGACUGAAAGAUCCAGAGUACACUCUGCAGCAGGAGAGGCUCAGGGUCAUCAAUGGAGAGGUGUUUGAGAGGUCAAGAGGGGAUGGGGAAGAGUUGGAGAGGCUUACGAAGGCUAACACAGAGAGCGAAUCGGAAGAAGAAUCUUUUUAAGUCAGUUUUGAAUCUCUCUAAUUAUCGUGUAAAUAUUCUGGAUUCAGCCUGUGUAUAUGUAUAAUGAAUGACAAGUGUUUCAAUCACAUGGAAUGUCUAUGAGACUAGGGAUCAAAGAGUUGUUUAAUACGGUAUAUUGUCCUCUCUUACAAAUUGUUUGUAUAACCAUUAUGAGCAUGUAACAACCUCAGGAGGUUUUGUGAAAUUAUUGCUUUCAUUUUUAUUGGUUGGACUGUUAUUUGUUUCUUCAUACAGUAGUUGACUGUGACAUAAGGUGACAGUGCAGGUAUUAAAGUAAGAGGAACUCAUUUUAAUAAACAUCUCUAAUGGGAACAAUCACAUUUCAAAGCAUCAUGUAUAAUGGGCCAUACUGUGGAUGCAUGUUGUAUUUAAUGAAAUAUGACCUUUAAAAAAAUAUGUGGGUUUUUGGAAUAAUAAAGUCCACAUUUUAAUUGUA